CGUGCCACAUUAAUCCACUGGGACUCAUUCAGACAUCGGCAGAACCAUUCAAACUUCAUUAAAAAUGGUGAAAAGGUGGAAAUUGGGAAGAAGGAGCAAUGAUAGCAGGAGACCUUUAAUAGAGAACAACAACAAUGACAUACAGGAAGGAGGUGACCAGGCAGGUGAGGGGUACGACAACCCUUCAGCUCAGAACACCUUCAACACCAUCGAGGAACAGCGUUUGCAGUUUGAGAGAGAUCUCACGUUUCAGGAACUAGCUGAGCUUCUUAAGGUGGCCCCUGACACCAUCUCUGUGGGGUCUGACACCUCUGAGAAUGGAUCUUGUUGUGCGAUCCGUAACUCGGGACAGGAGAAGCAGCAGAGUGUCGUUCAACUGAUACAAAGAUCCGUGUACCAGCACUUUCCGACGCCACCAGCAGAGCUGGACAAGAACCUUCAGCGGCACCUGUUGGAAGUGGAGACGGCUGUCCACACUGAGCUUGCCAGGCUGGCUCCCCUGUUUAAAUCUAAAGGGUUGAUUGGAUAUCUGCUCGACUGCUACCAUCGUCAGAUAUCUGAUCACUUGCAUGGUCUACUCCAGCACAUCAGCACCUCCAAGAACUCCUUCAUGCUGUUGAAGUGGGUCCUACACACAUAUCUGAGUCAGGACCUGCUGGGCGCUGCUUCCCCACAAGAAGUGGAUCACAUCAAAGAUGUCGACCUCAUGCUGUUCACAGAGUUGGCAGCAAAAGCAAAGGACAAACUGCUUGAAAUUGUGCAGAAAGAGGUCAGCGCGUCUCUGGAGAAAAUCCUGCAGAACGAGAGAAGCCAAGAAGGCUGCGAUAGUGACGAAGCUUUCAUUCAAAUGAAUGUGGACACAAUCCAGUGCAUCGAUGCCAUGUACAAAGGUGCACAAACAAUCAACAAAACAGUGUCCGACCGUGUGCAGGACGUUUGUUUCCAGGAACUGCUGGUGUUUGUGAGGAGGUACAACACAGAGCAGACUGAGAUCCUUAGAAAACAAACAGAUAAGGCCGAGCCAGACAUCAUACACUUCCUGAAGACUUUGCAAACCUGUGGAGCACUCAAGCAGCACGUCCAGACCAAAAGUAAAGACAUCAAAACGUCCCUUGUUAAGGACACUGUGGAAACGCUUCAAGAGAUGGAGGAUUUGACUUUGAAGCUCCUGUUGGAGAUUGUUGCUGACUUCACAGAGAGCCACCUUAAGAAGUACUUCAAAAAGGAGAACAAGCAAUUCUUCUUGUUGACGGAAGAAGUAAAGACGCGUUUCCCCAAACUGUUGUGUUGUCAGGAUGUACUAGAGAGAGUGAUGGAUGAGACUUAUGAGCUCAUCAUUCACCUUUACUUCAAAAAUCUUGUCCAAAGCAACCAGAGCAAGCUGAGGAGGUGCUGGGGCUCUAACGUUGGGCAACAAGUGACUCAAGAUGCUGAGCUGCUUCACCACAUCAUCUCAGACAUGGCCCCUGGUGUCAAACAGUGGAACCUCAUUCUGCUGAAAAUCACAGAAACGUUGGAGUGCGAGGACAACGAUGCACUGAAGAUCGUAGUUGCGAGCAUGCAGCAGAAAUGUAUCACAAAGAGCUGCAGAAAGGACCUGGAGCUCCUACUGCGAUGGAAAGGUCUCUCUAAACGAGAGGUCAGAGAGGUGCUGGAGGCCCUUCCUGACCACCAACCCAAACAUGGAUCUGUAUCCUGGUAUAGAUGUUUUAUCUGCUGUUGAAAGCCGACAUGCUCUACAGAGGAUCAACUUCAACAAACAAAAAAGACAUUUGGGAGAUUUCACAUUUCAUGAACUUUUCUGAUCAUGUGAAUUCCGUUAAAACCAAGUCUGUUAUUUACUGAUUUCAGUUCCUCAAUCUAAUCCUUUGACAGAGAUGUAGAUAAAAGAGGAGCAGACAGGAUGGACAGAGGUUUUUUUUUAUAAGCUUUGACACAACUGUGAUUAGGAUUGUGCAUAAAAGGCUGCUAAUGAGUUAGCCUAUAUGUGAUUUCCUUUUAAAUGUUAUUGUCAUUUCAGGAAAGGUAAACUUGAUUUUUUUUUUAAAUCUUGCUUGCCAAAAUUUCUUAUUCAUCUUUUUACAUUUUAUGUAAAAAGAAAUUAUAUAAAACACAUGCUGUAUUUCAAUGCUUGUGUCUUAUCCUCAUAUCGCAAUGCAGCGGAAUUGCUAAGAUGCUAAGCUCUGCAUAGAUAGUUGAAUGGCUCAACAAAAAUGUCAAAAACCAAACUAUACGUUGGUUUUGUACGUUGUUAAAGUUUCAUGUACGUUUCUAAAUAUUUAGGUUCUUUUUUUAAGUCUUUAGGUGGUUUAUGGUUGAGGGAAAUAUGACAUGAUGCUUCAGGAUUUUUUUUUAAGUUUUUAAGUAUUUAACAGUAAAAUUUUGUGCAAAAGACCAAAGUGAUAUUUUAGCUGAACUUUAGCUGUAUUAUAUUUAUAAAAAGAUUUGUAUGUUUCGCCCUAUCUAAUGCUAAAAAGAACAUAAACAAGCACAAACGAAUUAACUGGGUUGAAUUAAAGAAGCUUAGCUUUGUUUUGCACUCUUGCUCAGUUUUUUGUUUACUUUUGUACUUAAUUUCUUUUGCUUUGUGUACUGUUGGUACUGAAAGUAAAAAAAUAACUGCACUGAUGAAGAUGCACUCUUUAUCCAUUGUUACAAUUUGUU
Molecule: messenger RNA, 2664 nt
Organism: Thunnus maccoyii (southern bluefin tuna)
Lineage: Eukaryota; Metazoa; Chordata; Actinopteri; Scombriformes; Scombridae
Product: exocyst complex component 3
Exons: 11
Coding region: 65-1723 (552 amino acids)
Biological process (GO): exocyst localization; exocytosis
Cellular component (GO): exocyst
Molecular function (GO): SNARE binding
Source: RefSeq, a predicted model, not a curated record